UGGUUUGGAAAUGAAAUCCCUUGGGUUGAGGCCUGAAGUUUGAUACAGUUUCCCAACUUUCAAUGUUUGUGUUCACAAGGGCAAACCUGGACUUGCACCUCAUGGUUGGCCUUAAAAAAUUGCACGCAUUUCGAUUGUAAUUGCAUGAGAAUCGAACGCCCACAAAGAGAAAAAUUCAAACAAAAACCAUAAAGUUACGAGGACGGUCACCAACAAGCCAGCCUAGCCAUGCUAUAGAAGGAAAAAUCAUGUGCAAUUAAAAGUUGUGUGACUUGUAUUGCAAUUAAUGCCAGCGGUGUGGCUAACCAAACUCAAAUGCUGUGGUCAAUUCCUCCCAUGCACUGCCCUUUAAUGACUCCUAUAAAUAUCCUCUGCAUCCCUCCCUGUUUUUUCACAACACUCUUCAAUUAUUUUACUUAUUCUCUUCCUCUCAAACUGAAGCUCUCAACCUUCUUUUCCUUCGUUAAGGCAGUUUGACAUAGAAAGAAAAAUCCACGGUCUUCCAGAAAUGGUGAUUCUCAAGCUAGCAGACUGGGUCAGCUUGUCCGAGCUCUUAGCUAACUCAUGGUACAGGGCUACAAGGAAGAUGAGAAGUUAUGGCUUCUUAUUGAAGAACCCAUCUCAAAAAUCAUCACAGCAACAAGCUCAGUUGUUUCCUAAUGUGAGCAAGUGCGGUUUGGAGAAUAGAGGGUCUGAUACAUUGGUGUGUGAUAUUCACGGGGGCUUGUUAAGAACCCGCUCUUUCUUUCCUUAUUUCAUGCUAGUUGCUUUCGAAGGUGGUAGCAUUUUUAGAGCAUUUUUGCUGUUGCUAUCAUGUCUCCUUUCGUGGGUUUUGGACUAUGAGCUCCAGUUAAGGGUCAUGAUCUUCAUCACCUUCUGUGGGCUCAAGAUAACGGAUAUUGAGAGUGUUGGUAGGGCAGUUUUGCCAAAGUUUUAUCUAGAGAAUCUUCAUCUUCAGGCUUAUGAGUUGUUGGCUUCAACAGGAACUAGGAUUGUUUUCACAAGCGUCCCUAGGGUGAUGGUGGAAGGAUUUCUUAAGGAAUAUUUGAGGGUUAACAAAGUGAUGGGUACAGAGUUGCACACUGUUGGAAGUUACUUCACUGGUUUGUUGUCUAAUUCUGGUUUACUAGUAAAGCACAGAGCUCUCAAGGAUUAUUUUGGAGAAAAAACGCCUGAGAUAGGCCUUGGAAGUUCAAGCCUCCCUGACCGUCUCUUCAUCUCUCUUUGCAAGGAAGCCUAUGUGGUGUACAAAGAAGAAAACAAGAACAGUGAGAGUAGUUCAGUAAUGACAAGGGACAAAUACCCAAAGCCACUUAUAUUUCAUGAUGGUAGGCUAGCUUUCUUGCCCACUCCAUUAGCAGCUCUAUUAAUGUUUAUGUGGCUUCCCCUUGGAAUAAUUCUCGCUAUCUUCAGACUCCUUGUUGGUAUUUUCCUUCCUUACAAAUUAGCUUUAUUUAUGGGCAUUCAAAGUGGAGUAGAGCUGAAGAUCAAAAUGUGCUACCCUCCUGCAAAAAGUUCAGGCCACAAAAGGGGUGUCCUCUACGUUUGCACCCAUAGGACACUAUUGGACCCAGUUUUUCUCAGCCUAUCUUUAGGUAAACCAUUGACUGCUGUGACAUAUAGCCUGAGCAAGAUGUCUGAAAUAAUAGCACCAAUUAGAACAGUGAGGUUGACCAGAGAUAGAGAACGAGAUGGGGAGACCAUGCAAAGAUUGUUAAGUGAAGGAGACUUGGUGGUUUGUCCUGAGGGGACCACUUGUAGAGAGCCAUAUUUGUUGAGAUUUAGUUCACUGUUUGCAGAGUUAGCUGAUGAGAUAGUCCCUGUGGCCGUCAAUACUCGUGUAAGCAUGUUUUAUGGGACAACUGCUAGUGGUUUGAAAUGCUUGGAUCCAAUUUUCUUCUUUAUGAACCCUAGACCUUGCUAUCAAAUUCAUAUCCUUGACAAGUUACCCAUAGAGCUCACUUGUGCUGGGGGAAGAUCUAGCUGUGAAGUGGCAAAUUAUAUCCAAAGACUGUUGGCUGAUGCUUUGGGAUUUGAGUGCACUACUCUUACAAGGAAAGAUAAGUAUAUGAUGCUAGCAGGCAAUGAAGGUGUUGUCCAGGGUAAUAAUAGGAAACCCUAGAUAUUUUUCAUAUUAUAUUAUCAACGAAUCAACCUUUACGCAUUUAUGGGCUUCCAUUUUAGAUAUUUUCUUUUUCUUUUUUUAUUUUUGUUAUUAUGAUGCUUUAUAUGAUUAGUUACCGUAUAAUUAGUUAAUAUAUUCUUUGGCAUGGUCA
This is a messenger RNA of Hevea brasiliensis (rubber tree), 2276 nucleotides long. RefSeq names its product glycerol-3-phosphate acyltransferase 1. Gene Ontology annotation, cellular component: membrane. The record is from RefSeq and is a predicted model, not a curated record. Bases 509 to 2122 code for a protein of 537 amino acids. Gene Ontology annotation, molecular function: glycerol-3-phosphate 2-O-acyltransferase activity; phosphatase activity. The transcript is spliced from 2 exons. Gene Ontology annotation, biological process: cutin biosynthetic process. Lineage: Eukaryota; Viridiplantae; Streptophyta; Magnoliopsida; Malpighiales; Euphorbiaceae.